Diversispora eburnea is the source of this 1581-nucleotide messenger RNA. The record is from the annotation of a GenBank genome assembly. Lineage: Eukaryota; Fungi; Glomeromycota; Glomeromycetes; Diversisporales; Diversisporaceae.
AUGUGGAAGCCUUCGAUCACUGGUACUAAUAAUAUUCCAUUGGGAAAGCGUAGGAUAGAAUCAAAAGAAGAUAAUGAAGAUCUAUUUAUCGAGAAUAGUUAUUCUCUUAAAAGAUCUAAAGAAGAAGAAACAGAUCAACAUGCAGAUGGAAAUAAUGAAGAACGUAGUAGACGCAAAAGAAGAAGUAGGUGGGGCGGGGAAGAAUCAAAAGUUAAUAUUCCGGGAUUACCGACUGCUAUUACAUCUAAUAUGUCAAAGGAACAAUUAGAUACUUAUUUAUUACAUAUGAGAUUAGAAGAAAUAGGAAGAAAAUUAAGGACAGGUGACUAUGUUCCGCCAGAAAAAGAAAGAUCUUCGUCUCCAGAACCAUAUUACGAUUCUCAAGGAAAACGUGUCAAUACCCGCGAGUAUCGAUAUCGAAAAAAGCUUGAGGAUGAACGGCAUAGAUUGAUUGAGGAAGCAGUUAAAAGAAAUCCUGAAUACAAACCUCCUGCAGAUUACAAAAGGCCUACUAAAGUACAAGACAAAGUGUACAUCCCUGCUAAAGAAUUUCCAGAAAUAAACUUCAUAGGAUUGUUAAUCGGUCCCCGCGGUAAUACACUCAAAAAAAUGGAAGCAGAAUCCGGUGCAAAGAUUAGUAUUCGCGGUAGAGGGAGCGUAAAAGAAGGUAAAAGCAGGACGGAUGCUGCGGCAAAUGCGAAUCAAGAAGAAGAUUUGCAUUGUUUGGUCACUGCUGAUGCUGAAGAUAAGGUCGCUAAAGCCGUUAAAAUGAUUAAUAAAAUAAUUGAAACGUCUGCUUCUGUCCCGGAAGGACAAAAUGAGUUAAAAAGACAACAACUGCGUGAGUUAGCAGCUCUUAACGGUACACUUAGAGAUGACGAAAACCAAAUUUGUACAAAUUGUGGAGCUACUGGUCACAGAAAGUAUGAGUGUUCUGAAACUCAGAAUUUUACUAUCAACCUUACGUGUCGUAUUUGCAAUGGUCAUGGACAUACUGCAAGAGAUUGUAUGGAGAGAAAUAAUCCCGAAGCGUUGCAACAAGCCAAGCAGAGAGAUCAAAAAUUGGACAGUGAAUAUUUAAGUCUAAUGGCUGAACUUGGUGAAAAUGUUGAUGCAUCAAAGGCCAACGAUCCUAGUGUCAAAACAGGACAUUAUGGACCAUCUAGUAGUUCUAAGCCUCCGUGGGCUGCACAAACUCCCUCAGCUUCUGUUGCUACUCCACCAUGGGUUUCAAAAGCGCCAAUGGCAUCUACAACAGGUUCUCAGCAAGCAUCUACGAAUUUACCACCUUGGCAACAAUCUACAUCAGCGUCUGGAAUUCCCCCACCUCCUGGAUUAUGGAAUUCAACAAAAUCAACAUAUCCACCCCCGCCACCUCCCCCCGGCUCAUCUUUAUAUCCUCCUGCACCAAGUACAUCUAUGUACCCACCCGCUGCAUCCAGUUAUACUUAUUCUAAUUAUGUCAACACUAACUAUGUUACUGGUUAUUCUCCCAAUUAUUCUUCUGCUGCUGCUGCCGCUGGAUAUCCUCCGCCGCCAUCUUCGGCUCGUUGGUUAUUACGAAACUCGGCAUAUUCAUGA